UGAUCUUUGUUGGUUACAAGAGAUAUAAACCGAAACACCACAGAAAAAUAAAUGAAGAACACAACAAAAUUUGAUUUCGGAGUUCCCCUUGAAAUCAAGAGUACAUCUCCGUCAAGCUUCCCUCAAAGACGCUUGAUUCUUCACUAUCAAAGUCCAAACCGAUUACAAGGAUGAGAGAUUCCUAGCCACAAAGUUCAGUAGGUAAUCUCUAUUCUUUCUCUUUAUUUCUCUUGGUUUUUCUUACAAUAUCUCUCACUAACUCUCUAUAUUUUUCUCUCUUGUUUCUGAGGUUGAUUACAAAACAAACAAGGGCUGCCUUGUAUUUUUCCUCUGCUGGCCGAAAUGGUCUCUUGCUCAAAGUGGAAGGUUGAACCACUUAUUUAUAAUGUUGUUGUUGUUGUUGUGUUUGUUUCUGAUCUGAGAAAGUUUGUUGUAAUCUGUUGAGAUAUUUUCCCUUGAAUAGCUGAAAGUUGUUAGAGUCUUGAGAUAUUUAUUUGCUUCCUUUUAUUGUUAAGAAAUAAAAGACUUAAGCCUAGGAAAACAGAACCGACAACUCUAUGAGUUAUAAUGGUCUGUUGAGGCUUUAUAAAGAGGUCUAAAUUAUUUUCCUUGUAACUUUAUUUAUGGGACAAUAGUAUGGGAAUUUAUCCAACAGGAGCCAAUUCACACACUUUCACCAACAACGGAGCUCUUGUCACGUGCGUCAAGAAUUUCCCGGAGAAUCGCGGCGUCGUUUUGGGCCUGUUGAAUGGGUAUACCGGGAUAAGUGCGGCGGUGAUCGCUCAAUUGUACCGUGCUUUGUACGGUGAUGACACGUUGUUUUUCACUCUGUUCGUGGCUUGGCUUCCAACUGCUCUGUCCUUUGCUUUUAUCCGAACCAUUCGAAUCAUCAAGACAGUGAAUAGGCCACGAAACGAAGCCAAAGUCUUCUAUAAAUUCCUUUACCUAUCGAUGUGUCUAGCUGGGUUCUUGUUCAUCAUAAUAAUUUUAGAAAAAACAUUCAGUUUCAACAAGACAGAGUACGGCUUAAGCGCCGCGGGUGUGUUGUUCCUCCUCUUUCUCCCAAUUAUUGUCGUUUUUAGAGAAGAAGACAAGAUCCUUAAGAGCAAGCUAGUUUCCCAACACGACGAUACAUUUGUCGUUUCACCCCCUCGACGAUUGACUCCUCGAAAAGAAGUCGUUUCUUGGUGGAAAGACUCUUUCAAGCCACCAGAAAUUGGAGAGGACUACACCAUACUACAAGCACUUUUCAGCAUUGAAAUGAUCACUCUAUUAUUGGCCACUGUUUGUGGUCUAGGUGGAUCAAUGACGAUGAUGGACAACUUGGGCCAAAUUGGUACUUCUUUCGGAUACCCUUUGAAGAAAAUCACAAACUUUGUGUCUCUCACAAGCAUUUGGAACUACCUUGGCCAAAUAACAGUUGGGAUUCUCUCCGAAUUCUUGAUCACAAAGUACAAAUUUCCUCGUACCCUGUUCUUAACUAUGCUAUUGUUAUUAUCUUCUGUUGGUUAUCUUUUAGUCGCCUUCAACGUCCCGAAUGGUCUCUACGUGGCUUCCAUUGUUGUUGGGUUUUGCUUUGGAGCUUUUUGGCCAUUGAUUUUCACCAUCAUAUCGGAGCUUUUUGGAUUAAAAUACUUCUCAACUCUGUACAAUUUUGGUGGUAUGACAAGCCCAAUCGGGCUUUAUUUGUUGAACGUAAGGGUCACGGGUUAUUAUUACGAUAAAGAAGCAAGGAAACAAAUGGCAGCUUCGGGAGUUGUGAGGAAGCCCGGGGAGGCCUUGAAUUGUUUAGGAGGAGAGUGCUUUAAAUUGUCGUUUAUCAUUAUUACUGUCGUUACGGUUUUUGGUGCUGUCGUUUCGCUCAUUUUAGUGGCGAGAACGAGGAAGUUUUAUCAGGGUGAUAUCUAUAAGAAGUUCCGAGUGGAGACAAUGAGUGAAGAUUAUAAGAAGUCCCUGGAAUAUGUUGCCGGCGUUGGAGUUGAACUUGGUAGGACUGAUCAUACGUCAAAAGCAGAAGUGGUGGAGAAUAAAGAAGUAAGAUCACAUGAAACGACAUACAUGUAGGUGUCGUAUGUUCAAAUAUUAGAGUUAUGGUUCACAAAGCUUGCAUAUUUAUGAUUAAUAAUACUUAGCCCCUUAUUUCUUUUAGGCGUCAAAAUCUCUUUAGAUUUAUUUUCACUAGUUAUAUAUCAACUAGAUUAUUUUGAGGUUUUACUUUAUAAAUAAGUAUAUAGAAUGAUUAUUAAGUUGGUAUGUAAUUGUGAUAUUUAUUUAUCACUCCAAAUUUAUAAAGAAAAAUAAUUUU
This is a messenger RNA of Cannabis sativa, 2305 nucleotides long. Its product is annotated as protein NUCLEAR FUSION DEFECTIVE 4-like. The coding region runs from base 637 to 2064 and encodes 475 amino acids. NCBI's taxonomy places the organism in Eukaryota, Viridiplantae, Streptophyta, Magnoliopsida, Rosales, Cannabaceae. Gene Ontology annotation, cellular component: membrane. The transcript has a single exon. The record is from RefSeq and is a predicted model, not a curated record.